GUUUAAUUCUUGCGAAACUUUCUCAGCUCUUUCGCUGGGUAUUAGCGAAUGAAAUGACUCAACUCAAAUUGAAAUAAAGAUCUGAUUGUAUCUCGAGCCAGCUCGCAGAGAAUGUUAGACACUUCCUGGACUGUAGAAGUAAUCUUGUUUCGCUUUCAGAUUCUCUAUAUCCGUGAGCAGCAAGGAACUAAAACUACAAAAAGCAGAAAUUCCCCUGUGAUACUAAGGAGUAUCACAAAAUACAAAGGGGAAUUUAUGUGUACUUUCCGUUUUCUGCUUAUUUCAACAGGGGACUGUCAGAGGACGUGACUAUAACUAGGGAUUGCUUUCUACAUUAGUUUCUCAACUUAGUCAGUUAUUUCAAGUUUUCUCGUAGAUACAGCUCUUACCAUUUUUUCCUUGUAAGCGGCCCAUUUCUCUACAUUUUCACUGGAUUAACAUUUUUGAAAAAACUUAAAGCGCGGUCUGCAACAUGAAUGACUAUGGCUAUCCCAAGGUUAUCUGCAAUGAUGUACCAGAGAGAAAAUAUCUUUGUUGCCACUGCGAAAACAUCUUGAGGAAAGCAGUGCAGACGAUGUGCGGUCACAGGUACUGCGCUCAGUGCUUGUCUCGACUGGCCAGGUUUGUAUACCUCAUCCGUCAGCUUUAAUGUAACCCAUACAUGGCUUAUUUACUAAAUCGAGAACUGUGGAGAAGUAAAAAAAAAGAAAUUAAAACAUUUUAGAUUAAAAUUAACGGAGUUGAACAAUCUUUCUCAGUUUGGCCUAAAAUUCUUAUUUUUUUCAUCAGUUUGAGGAGAACAUCUACAAAGCAGAAUGCUACAUUACGUAUAGUGAGAGAUAUAUUGAUUUGAGAGAUAGAGCCAAUGUAUUGGUCCGUCUGUGUGACUGUCUAUUUUUAAGCCAGAGGGUAGGCAGUAAAAUGGUUAGUCGGUCAUGGGAUAUGCUUUCUGCUUCUGAAUGCUAGGUGAUCAGCUGUGAGUCUGCCAUUUAUUGAUCGUGUUGUCAUUGCUUUGUCCGCAUGGAUAGUAUGUGUCACACCCUUAAUUUAUGUGCAGUUUGCUUUUGUGCUGUUUGCAUAUCUGCACUGACAGUUCUCUGUGCUGAUAAAUACCCCUAGUAGGUUCAGUAGGUACGAGCGCCAUGAAUAGGAAAUAAAAUGAAAAGGCCACUCCAAGUAACAGACGACAUGUUAUUUUCGUAAAAUGGAGAAAUAAAGUAAACCGAGUGCAGGUCAGGAGUCCGGAUAUAAGUCAAGGGCUCAUGAGCUGCACCACUGUAAUCACCUAAUAUGGAGCUCCAAUGAGGGGGUAACCCUCCAAAAUAUGUAGGUAAUAGGAGAAGGUGAUGUGUAGAGUCCCACAAGGGGACUUUACACAUCACCUACUCCUAUUACCAUGUGAUUUUCGUAAUGUCAUGGUAAUGUAUUAAUAAAAUGUAUGUAAAGAAACAAAAAAUUACAAAUAAUUUUAAAAAGUUACAAAAAUUAAUAAAUCUCACCACCAAUCAAUUCUACAUCAAAACAUUUCCGAUUCUUCAGAGACUAACCCACGUGGCCAUAUUUCUGAUCCAGGAAUUACACUUCCUCAAUAAUAAUAUCAAUUUUGUCCAAGUGUCAGCUGACACUCUUAGCCUAUUAGUACCAUCACAAUAUAGACAACAUUGAGAAUGCUCAAAUGUAAAAACUCCUCCUCCUCCUGUAGCAAUGUGCCGACCUCCUGGUGUUCCCUCAGUUCAAACUGCUCAAAAAUUGUUUGACACAUAACGAGGGGAUGUACCAGGGCAUUUAUGUUGGCAUUAUAAGCAUUAAGCUCAGGUUAAUGGGAGUUAGGGCUAUGGAAGUUUAGAUUAGUGAGAACUGGAGAUGUUUGAAGCCUUAUGGGUGUUAGACUCAGAGACAGUGAGUUAUAAAAGCUAAGGCUACAGGUUUUAGGGAGUUUCACAGAUAUGCUACGGAGAACAAGUACCAGAGGUUGAGCCUGGAUGAGACUGAUAGUAGGGGCAGCCACCGUGUCUAGAGUGCCCUCAGUUUCCUAGGGUUAUGGAAGCUUUGAGUUGUAUUUGUGGGAGUUGCGGUUAGAUUUACAGUUAUGGAAACUAGAGCUGUGAUUUGUCAUACCUACCAAAUGACCCUGUUUGGGUGGGGACAGUCCUUAUUUUAGACUCAAAUCUAUUGGUCUCUCUUUUCUAUCCUAAUGUCCCUCGUUUCUAGGAGCUCCAUAUUGUUGGUGUGUCUGAGUGUAUGACGGAGCUCCACAGCCAUAAUACUCCCAGUAAUGUGUCUGAGUGUAUAACAGAGCUCUGCAGCAAUAAUACUCCCAGUAAUGUGUCUGAGUGUAUAACAGAGCUCCCAGCAAUAAUACUCCCAGUAAUGUGUCUGAGUGUAUAACAGAGCUCUGCAGCAAUAAUACUCCCAGUAAUGUGUCUGAGUGUAUAACAGAGCUCCACAGCAAUAAUACUCCCAGUAAUGUGUCUGAGUGUAUAACAGAGCUCCACAGCAUUAAUACUCCCAGUAAUGUGUCUGAGUGUAUAACAGAGCUCCACAGCAAUAAUACUCCCAGUAAUGUGUCUGAGUGUAUAACAGAGCUCCACAGCAAUAAUACUCCCAGUAAUGUGUCUGAGUGUAUAACAGAGCUCCACAGCAAUAAUACUCCCAGUAAUGUGUCUGAGUGUAUAACAGAGCUCCACAGCAAUAAUACUCCCAAUAAUGUGUCUGAGUGUAUAACAGAGCUCCACAGCAAUAAUACUCCCAGUAAUGUGUCUGAGUGUAUAACAGAGCUCCACAGCAAUAAUACUCCCAGUAAUGUGUCUGAGUGUAUAACAGAGCUCCACAGCAAUAAUACUCCCAGUAAUGUGUCUGAGUGUAUAACAGAGCUCCACAGCAAUAAUACUCCCAGUAAUGUGUCUGAGUGUAUAACAGAGCUCCACAGCAAUAAUACUCCCAGUAAUGUGUCUGAGUGUAUAACAGAGCUCCACAGCAAUAAUACUCCCAGUAAUGUGUCUGAGUGUAUAACAGAGCUCCACAGCAAUAAUACUCCCAGUAAUGUGUCUGAGUGUAUAACAGAGCUCCACAGCAAUAAUACUCCCAGUAAUGUGUCUGAGUGUAUAACAGAGCUCCACAGCAAUAAUACUCCCAGUAAUGUGUCUGAGUGUAUAACAGAGCUCCACAGCAAUAAUACUCCCAGUAAUGUGUCUGAGUGUAUAACAGAGCUCCACAGCAAUAAUACUCCCAGUAAUGUGUCUGAGUGUAUAACAGAGCUCCACAGCAAUAAUACUCCCAGUAAUGUGUCUGAGUGUAUGACAGAGCUCCAAAGCAAUAAUACUCCCAGUAAUGUGUCUGAGUGUAUAACAGAGCUCCACAGCCAUAAUACUCCCAGUAAUGUGUCUGAGUGUAUGACAGAGCUCCAAAGCAAUAAUACUCCUGGUAAUGUGUCUGAGUGUAUAACAGAGCUCCGCAGCAGUAAUACUCCCAGUAAUGUGUCUGAGUGUAUAACAGAGCUCCAAAGCAAUAAUACUCCCAGUAAUGUCUGAGUGUAUGACAGUGCUCCAAAGCAAUAAUACUCCUGGUAAUGUGUCUGAGUGUAUAACAGAGCUCCACAGCAAUAAUACUCCCAGUAAUGUGUCUGAGUGUAUAACAGAGCUCCACAGCAAUAAUACUCCCAGUAAUGUGUCUUUAAACUACAAUAAAUGUGUUUAGAAAUCAGUCUGUGUGAAUAUGAUGCGUUUAUCUUGUUUUAAAUUACAUUAUCAGCAGGCUAUCCAUCUAUAGCCCAUAAAAUGAAAGUGGCCACAUCUAUUACUAAACAGUAAGUUGUGAUGACUUAUUUGGAAACUCAAUGCAAGUAAUUAUUUCCUUUAAAAAAAAUGUUUUUUGUGUGUGUGAAAUACUUUCCAUGUACACAUUUUCUAUACUUCUCAAAGUUUUAUAUGGACAAAGAGGGUGUGUGUGUGGGGAGUGGGGAGUGGGGAUGCGGGAUGACCAGGCAGCAAGGGUUUGUAAUAAGAAAUUGUUGGUAACUUAUUAACAACAAUUUAUGCAACUAAAAUGAAUUUAAACAAAGAGCAAUGUAUCUUAUUUACACAGACUGACUUCUAAAUACAUUUAUUGUAGCUUAACCCCUUAGGGACAGCGGCAAUUGUACACGUUCUGAUCAAAAGAAAAUGUAAACAAACCCUAGAAUUUGAGAUAUUUAGUCUGUUCAACCAUAAUUUAUCUAUUUCAAAUUAAGUGCACCCACACAUAUAUAAUUUUGUUCAUGAGAAGCAGGGCUUUCGUUUCACAUCAAAUAUUUAUAUAUGACACAUAAUUUAAUAUGAAUACACUCUAAAAAGGGGGUUAGAAAUUAAGAAAUGUUAUAUUCCAAGCUCUCCAUUGCAUUUUAAAUGUGAAAACCAUAAUACUGUUAGUUUUACUGUAGUAAAAUACACCUAUUUGAGUUCAGCAAUGUCUCACGAGUACAGCAGUGUCCCCCACGUACAAAUGUAGGGCUUUCCUCUUUUCCAUUUUUGCACACUGAAAUUUGCCAGAUUGGUUUGCUGGGCCUAUGUUGUCUUUGAGACUGUAUAGCAGGCCAGGAAUGAAAAUUAAUCCCAUCAUGGCAUACCAUUUGAAAAACUAGACAUCCCAGGGUAUCGAAAAUGGAGUGUUUCAAGUCAUUUUUAGUAGCCACUUAGCCAAAAACCCUGACCAAAUUUUGCAUUCAUAUUUGUUUUUUUGCAUUUUUCAUAAAUAAACUGCCCUUUUGCCAAUUAUAUCAUCAGCAUUAUACUUUUUGCUGCUCUAAAACACUCAUAUUUGUGUUCAGUAAUGUCUCACGAGUACAACAGUGUCCCCCAUGUACAGGUUUUAUGGUGUUUUGGAAAGUAAUACAGGGUCAAAUUUAAGGCAUGCCCAUUUAAAUUUUUACACAUUGAAAUUUGCCAGAUUGGUUAUGUUGCCUUUGAAACGGUAUGGCAGCCCCGAAAUGAGAAUUAUCCUCAUCAUGUCAUACCAUUUGCAAAAGUAGACAACCCAGGGUAUUCCAAACAGGGUGUGUCCAAUCUUUUUAGUAGCCAUUUAGUCACAAACCUUGGUCAAAUUUAGCAUUCAUAUUUGAUUUUUGCAUUUUUCACACAUAAACUGAACUUUUCCUGAUGAUAUCAUGUUUUACAACACAUAUUUGUGUUCAGCGAAGUCUCCCGAGUACAGCAAUAUCCCACAUGUAUAGGUUUUAUGGUGUUUUGGAAAAUUACAGGGUCAAAUAAAGGGCUUGCAAAUUAAAUUGUCUGGACUCAGGUACCAAUUAUAAUUAAUAAAAUCAUACAAUUAUGUAAAAAUAAUACACACACAUAAAUAUAUAUAUAGAUAUACAAUUUCAUUUAAUUAAUAUCAAAAUACAUGUAGAAUGAAAAUAUGUGAUAUAUAUUAUACUUUGUCAGUGCAAUCAAAUUUGUUAUCAGGCAGUCUCCCGAAGCCGAUCGCCCGGGUAGGUAAAUACCCCGAGGCUCAGAGGAUGCACACAGUUACAACAUUUAAGCCUACUUAAUGUGGGACACCAUAGAACGCCGUAACGGGUUAAAGACACAUUACUGGGAGUAUUAUUGCUCUGGAGCUUUUUUAUGCACUCAGACACACCAAGAAUAUGGAGCUCUUAGGAAUGAGGGACAUUGGGGUAGAAUAUAGGGAUUUGUGUAGAAAAUAGGGACUGUCCCUCCUAAAUAAGGACACUUGGGAGGUAUGUAUUUUUUGCUUUUUAAAUUAGUUUUGUUUAUGUGUUAAUUUUGGAAUUUUGCAAUAAACACUUCUAUUGUAUGCCUUGCUGUCUGGGAUUUUGUUUUUGGGGUGAGGGUGCGGGACGUUUGACUUGCUGUUUAUUUUUGUUUUGUUUUUCAGUUUACUUUCUUCGUUCAGUGAAAUGUUUGUAUUUGUUUUCACGUUGUGCAGACAGAAACUGGCAUAGCCUGUUGCACGGCUUUUAGUUGUUGCACUCUCAUGUAUGAGAAGCUUUGUCCAAUAUUAGGAAAUAUCUUCAAAUCAGUGUUUUCAUAUCAUUAUUUUGUCCUACAAAGUAGGAAUCCACUAUCAGGGUUAUAUACUGAGGUGAGAAUUGCUGGGAAUUCAAACUGAAAUUUAAAUUUAAGGCCAAAACAGUUGAACCAGAAAAAUUCUCCAAAUCAGCUAUGCUUACAGCUCUGCUACAUUCAGGGCCGGACUGGGGAUACGAAGCAGCCCUGGAAAAAAAUCUAUGCCAGCCCCAUAAGUCAUUGUGCUAUGUAGGGUGUUAUAUAUAUAUAUAUAUAUGCAAUUGGAAUAGUUGGCUGCACUCUCGGAUUUCCUUAAAAUGUAACUAUUAUUGAAUUAAGAGAAGAUCAACGUUUCAGUCCCUCUUGUGGACUUUCAUCAGGAUCAUGAUGAAAGUCCACAAGAGGGACUGAAACAUUGAUCUUCUCUUAAAUAUUUCAAUAAAAGUUAUGUAUUAAGGAAAUCUGAGAGUGCAGCCAACUAUUUCAAUUGCCUGGAUACUGAAGCCCUGGUGAUGAACCCGGUCACACAACUUUGAAGUCUGAGUGCAAGGUACAACAGCUUAUAUAUAUAUAUAUAUAUAUAUAUAUAUAUAUUAUUGAUACAUUUCUUCUUUCAGGGUAAUUAAAUUAUACAGUAAAGCAUACUCACACACAGACACAGACAAUCUUACUGAUGCACACAAAUAGGCUCAUUGACAGACAAUCUCAAUGACAAACUGUCACGUAUUCAUCCGCUUAUAGAAAUGUUGUUAAUGACAUUUACUGUCCACACAGGAAAAGUUGUGCCGAGCAGCAACCUAAUCCACAGAAGGGUUAAUGCUGAGCAGCAAUUAUGCAAAUGAAACCUGGUAACUGACUUUGGGGUCAAAGGCCGGUUACAGCCUAUCAGAAAGAAAGGAGGGGUAUUUAGGCCCAGUUCUCAGCCUGCUCAGUGCCCUGUCGUGGUUUCCCUUGUGGUUGUCUGAGAGCGCGUUCCUGUUUAUAGUUUUCUACCUGGUUUUUGACUUUGGCUUUGUUUAUUGACUUCUCUAUAUUCUGGUAUCCUGACUCCUGGCUUUCCUCAUCGCUGUGUCCCUUUCUGUGUUCCCUGACCUCGGCUAGUAUUUUUGACUAUUCUUUGUACGUUAAAUCCGGCCAUUCUAAGGACCGGUAAUAUGUUACUUAUUUGUCAUCCGUGCUGUACAGUUCUACGUGCUGGAUCAAACAGUAAUCCUGACACAAACACAGACAAGGUUACUGGCACACACACAAAUUUAGUACAGACAAAAUCUGAUACACACACAAGCUUACUACAGACAAGCUCACUGUCACACACACUCACUCACUACAGACAAGCUCACUGAUGCGCACACACUCUCCCUACAGACAAGCCCAUUGACACACACAUGCUCCCUACAGAAGAGCUCACUAACACACAGAUUCACUACAGCAAGCUCACUGACACACAUAUGGUCACUACAGAAAAGCUCACGAUCACACUCAUGCUUACUACAGACAAGCUCACUGUACACACAUGCUCACCACAGACAGGCUCUGACACACCCAUGCUCCUCACAGACAAGCUCACUAACAUGUACACACACAUAUGAUCCCUACAGACAAGUUCACUGAUACACAUACAAGCUCACUCACUGGCAGGCACACACACACAAAAGCUCGCACGCUCACUCACUAGCAGAUGCACACACACAAAGACAUCCAUACACACAGAGGCAGACAGUCACUGACACCGAGGCAAACAUCCACACAUACAGAGACAGGCAGACAGCCACACACAUACACAGGCAGACAGUCAAACACACACAGUUACACACAGGCAGGCAGUCACACACAUACACACAGGCAGACAGUCACACACACCGACAGCCACACACACACACACAGUCACACACAGACAGACAGUCACAAAUAUAAUCAUUGCCUCAUCUCAAAUUCCCAAGUCAGAUCUUUCCCGCCCCCCCUCACCCUAAUACACUUCUGCCCCCCGCCCCCAUCGAAUACACAUCUGGCCUCCCCUUCCCCCUAUGUAAUACACUGUUGUCCCCCCUCCCCCUAAUUUACUGCGGUCACCCCCCUCCCCCACUACAUUACUGACCCCCCUCCCCUAAUUCAUUACUGCCCCCUCCCCUCCCCCAAAACAUUACUGGCCCCCCUUAAUACAUUACUGGCCCCUAGGCAUUACUGGCCCUCCCCAAAUGCAUUACUAUUUCCCUCCCCAAAUGCAUUACUGGCCCCUAAUACUUUAAAAUACAUUACUGCCCCCUCCCCUAAAUACAUUUACUGUCCCUAAAUACAUUGCUGCCCCCCCCUCCAUGCCCCAAAUACAUUGCUGCCCCCCCCUCCAUGCCCCAAAAAUGCAGUUUGCUGCCCCCAUGCCCCAAAAUACGUUGCUGCCCCCCCCUCCCCUCAAUGCCCCCGUAAUGCGAUUUGAAAACCCCUUUUCCUCCCUCCAUGCCCAAAUACGUUGCUGCCCCCCCAUGCCCAGAUACAUUGCUGCCCCCCCCUCCCUCCAUGCCCCAAAUACAUUGCUGCCUCCCCUCCCUCCCAUGCCCCAAAUACAUUGCUGCCUCCCCCUCCUCCAUGCCCCAAAUACAUUUGCUGCCCCCCUCCCUCCCAUGCUAAAUAGAAUUUAACUGCCUCCCCCCUCCCUCCCAUGCCCCAAAUACAUUUAACACUUUCUCCUCCCAUGUGCCCCAAAUGCAUUUGCUGCCCCCUCCCUCCCAUGCCCCAAAUGCAGCCUUGCCCCCCUCCCUCCAUGCCCCAAAUGCACGGCCACCCCCUCCCUCCAUGCUUACAAAUACAUUGCUGGCCACCCCCCCUCCCAUGCCCCAAAUACAUUUGCUGCCCCCCUAUCCCUCCCUCCCAUGCCCCCAAAUACAUUGCUGCCCCCCCCAUGCCCCAAAUACAUUAAUGGCCCCCAAUACAAUGAGUCCCCCCUAGCCCAAGCCCCCUUAUUCUUACCUUAAGAAACUGUUCCAGUUCAGUGGGUGCAGUGGGAAGAGGCCGCGGUCAAGCUUGCUGAGUAGUGCCGCCGCCGCGCAGCCGCCGGAUAUGACGUCAUGUCGUCAUUAUCCGCUCACAUCCGGCGGCUGCCAGGAAGUGCCUGUGCGCUCGCACAGGAAACAGUAGCGGCCGGCGCGGGUGCGCCGCGCGGCCGCAUACUCCUAUACAAAAAAAAAAAAAUUAUGUCUUGUGGCUGAGUGCAGCCACAUGUCAAAGCGGCCCCAGGGCUGGCGGCCUACCGGGAAAUUUCCCGGUAUCCCGGUAGGCCAGUCCGGCCCUGGCUACAUUGGCCUUAAAUCUUAAUAUUUUAAAAUACACUUAGAAUUACCCCCAAUUCUGUCUUUCGUGAAUAAAUCUGUAGGACUUCCUGCAAGUUCACAGAUGUGAAAAUAACACCGUGAGGUUUAUUCAUUGAACACUGAAAUGUAGUGAAUUUAAAACUGAACUGCAACACUUAGUUUAAAAUUCUCUCAACUCUGCUAACUCUCCCUUCUUGAAUGCGUUACCUAAACUAUUUCCUUAUUCCCUGGGAAAGUACCUACUUUCUUUUUCCCAUCUGGAUAAGAGAUUACCUGACCUUUAACCCUGGUAGAAUUUUUAAAAGAAUAUCAAAACUUUUUAUUUCCAUUUGUGAAAGCAGCUUUCUCCCUGUGAGUUGGAAAACUACCUGAUCAUUUUACUCCCUAUUUGGGAGGGUACCUGAACUUUUUUACCCUGAUCUGGGAGAGUACCGAACAUUUUACCCCCCAUUUGGGAAAGUAACUAUGGCAUUUUUACCCCUCCUCCCCAGUUGGAAGAGUACCUGAAUUUUUUUUUUCCUUACUUAUUUGAGUUACAAACACUUUAGUGUUUUUUCCCUGUGUACGUAGAUUAUCAGAAUAAUGUAUCCCCAAAUUAAGUGAUUCAUUCACUUCUUAUUCACUCUGGUAAAUUAGUUGUCCCCUUACCACCUACUCAUCUGAAAUCACCUCGGUAAUUUUCCUUUUCAUUGUCAGUUUCUUGUUCAGUAUAUAAACCCACCAACUAUUAAUUUUUAAUUUGUAAAAAAAAAUUAAAAAACAUCAAUAAUUAGAAGUUAAUUGAGAAUCUCCAUUUUAUAAAAACAUUUUUUUUUACAUUUUUAUUAAUUUAUUUUUUACUAGUUGUAGAUAAACAAACAUAUAUAACAGAAUAAGAAAAAUGGAAAUAAAUAUGCGUGUAUGACUCAAUUAAUAAUUAUAAUAAAAUUUCUUCCCACUUCGCACAUUUUAUUAAACACAUAUUAGGCCUUCCCUUCCCUUUUCUACAUAAAAAAAAAAACCCCUUCUGAAAGUUUUUGCAGCAUCAUUCAUAUAGAAACUCUUGGUUUCGUUUUAUGUCGUAUAAAAAAAAAAGAACUUUUUGGUAUUUUUCGUAAGAGUAACCCAGGAAUAUUAAUGGUUAACAGGCUCAGAUCUCACAGGUAAACUCAAGGAGGAAGGAAAAAAUAAAAGCAGAGAUUAAGAAAGUUUCUAGUCUGUGAAACACGUCUCGGAAGAAGUGCCCAUGGACUUACUUUAUUUUAUCAUUUGUUUUUUAACUUCAAUGUUUUAAUAAAUUUGUAUUUGCUUCUUAUCAAUUCAUCCUGUGGAUUCCAAACAUCAUCUGCUCUAACACUAAAGAAGGGUUUGUGUCCCCUAUUAUUGGCACACAGGUUCUAUCACAUAGAACCAGGUUAAAGAGGCUUGUCAUAAGGUGAGCAGUCAUUUGUUUGUUUACUUCACAUCCAUCUUAACUUAUUACACUAGAAGCCUCUGCUUUUAUUUUUUGUUCCCUCCUUGAGUUUAUCUGACUGGAGGUCAGAAGAAGGGCAGUGUCACCUUAGCAUGUAUCUACCUGUGAGAUUGUUGUUUGUGUGACUAUGGUGUCCCUUUAAUGCCCCCUAUACAGCCUUGUUAAAGUGGUAUUGUCACCACCCCAGAAAAAUGAGUACUCCAUAAACAAAGAGUCCACAACCCGGUCAUGAGAUAUAGAAAGAGAAAUAAGGGACUGCUUUGCCUCUGUAUUUCUCCUCCGCCUGACUUUCUUAGACUCAGGGUGAAGUCUAAGUGUCAAUCGCGAUAGCUGUCACCGGUGACGGCUACAGGUAAUUGGCUGUGUCUGUGGAGGAUCCUGCGGUCUUGCGGGAUCCUUCAUAGACCUCAAUGCUGUACUCUUGCACAUGCACGAGAGUACAGCAGUGCUGUUGGCUCUAAAGUGGACCUGCUGGAUCAAAAUGGCUGAUCCCGCGAGGGAAAGGUUCAAGUAAGCAAAUAUCACCUUUACCUUCCCCCACCGCAGUGGCAAUGUCACUGUCGGAGUAAUUAGGCACUGACUGUCACCAUCCGCUUUAAGACAAUUUAUGUUUUGACCAUUUCCAUGAUAUAGUGUUUAUUUUCGUUCAGGAGCUUUACAUGCUAUAAUUAGCUUUAAAUAGAUUUUUAAAUUUUUUUGGUCAAUUUGUGUCCCAUAAUUCGUAUGUAAUCUUUUCUCCACUCCUAACCCACCAGUUAUAAUUCCAUAUUAUUAUAUUUAUGUUCAGGCAAAUGUAUAAAAGCUCACUGUGUGACUAAUUCUAGACACCUUACAUAUUGAAUAACAAAAUAAAAUUGUUAUUUUUUUGGAACAGUAGCACAAACAGGACUAUAUGUCCAAAAUGCCGGGAAGGAGAAGACCCUUCAUCUCUGUCAGAAGAAUGCGUGUUAAUAGAAGAAAAGGUAUGUGGCUUGUUGUUAAAUUCCCUGCUGUUUAUGAUCUAUAUUUAUAUAGUUCCAUAGAACCCAUAAGGCCCCAAAAAUGCAGAGGGUUUUUUCAGAAUAUUGGGAAAUUGUGACACCACUAGGGAAUUGCACAUUUUGACCAAAAUAGCCACUUCUUUCUUCGCUUCUAUUCUGCUUAGUCCUUUUGAUGCUCCGGUGCACCCAUCAGUUCCCAGCCUAUCAGCAGCAUCCUUGUCCAAGGCUUCCUGAGACAAGCCUUGGACUACAGUGGACGUAGAGCAUUCACUAAUGGUUUAACUCCUUGAGAAAAGCCGGUGCCUUACACCAUUACAACUUAAUUCUGAUAAUGUUGUUAUGGUGCCCACAGUGCUCCUUACAGAACUGCGGGCAAUCGACUUUGGCCCUCUACACCAGGCCCACAUGCGAAAGCGACAUAGGUAUCAUUUUCAGGCAAAAAUGAGAAAGUCAGGGGUAGUGCCAAGUUGCAUGCCCACCAUCUGAGGCAUCGACAAACUGGCCCACUACAGGUUGUGAAGCUAAUUUUAGAUUCCGCAAGGAAGGUUACACCCUCCAAAUAGAGAUUAUGGAAGCAGGUAAGUUGUAAUUGUUCUCAAAAGAGAGGUUGUCAAUAGACAAGGAGACAGUUAGGCAGGGGGUCUAGCAAAACAUACCAGAAUCCCAGAACAAAGGCGGGUGGGAGAAUGUUUAAAGCCUGUUUAAGGCACACAGCUCCAUGCAGCAGAAAUUCUGCAUAUCAACCCUAUGGUUUCUCUUCACAGUACAGUCCAGGCUAGUACUCAGGAGCAAUAAGUAGACCCACAUGAUGUGGUAGGCCUUAGGUUGAAUAACUUAAAAUUUUCAUAAAACUUUCACAAAACAACAGGGGCAUGCUUUGCAGGGUGUAUAGACUAAAAAAAAAUAUUUCAAGAAUCAGUCCAUAUGAGCCGUCUCUCUGGAAAUAGAUGGAGCAGAUGGUGUGCUCUCCGGCCGGAGCUGCAUAAGUUGGCAUCCAUUCACCUUGAAAGCCAGCCCCUACAUUUUGUAAUGAUUUGACUUGUUACCUGGGGAGUUAGAUGACACUCUCAGCAAAUGAGGGGCCCUUUACUAAUUAGAAGCUUUUAGUUCUCUUGAAGGCUGAGAGGAGGUGGAGAGUGGAGUCUGGUGGACCCCAGGUAAGAAAUCAAGCGGUUUGACUACUUACAAUGGGAGGCACAAGAGCAGUGUAGUAGUUAUAGUGUCUGGAGUGUUUCUUUAUGCAUGGCUCUGGCUUUGUUAAGUUAACUGGAUCACGAAGCUCUGCACUGUGUGAAGGUCUCAGAAUGACAAGUAGCUUGAGCAGCGAUGCAUCAUGGGAAAUGUAGUUGACAAAUUUUAUGGAAAUCAAGGUUAUUCUUGUUUUCGCUAGAGCUCCCCUGCUCAAAAGCUAUUGGAAAUGUUCACAUUGUUUCCCUACAAAGUGUGAUAUAUGUUCUUACUUCUUUCAGUCCUUCAGCGACGUAGCCAUUAACAAAGAGAUCUCGGAAUUAAAAGUUCACUGCGCGACCUCGGAAUGCACAUGGGCUGGGGUAUUGAAGGACUAUGAUGUAAGUAUGAUGUGUCAUUAUACAAAAUUAACCAUGUAAAUUGCACUAUUUACACCAGGCUGUUCCAUUUUUUUUUUUUGUAAAAUACAAAUACUGAACUCCGAGUUGGCCGGUGAAGUUUAAAGAUGAUGAGGAGUUUGACCCUAUCCCUGAAAGUGACUCACUUUCUGACUCGUUGGGUUCUGUGACUUUAACACCAUGUACCCAACGCCCUGACCAAAUGAGAGCUCAUUCCUUGUUUAAUACCAUUAACCAGAGGUAGGCAACUUUUGGCACUCUGGCUGUAAGGGACUACAUCUCCUGUAAAGCUCUUAAACCCAUAAUCCCUGGCAAAGCAUCAGGAGCUAUGUAGUCCACAGUAUCUGGAGUUCGGAAGAUUGCCUAUCCCUGCCAUAAACUUAUAGAUGCAAGUAUUUGGGCAGCAGUGCUGUGAGUGCAAGGGGCGGACAGGAACUGUGGUGGGUUCUUCAGCAAGUCAACACUCUCACAAAGGCACAAUGGGAAAGAUAGGAAGGCUUAUUACCGGAACUUGCAAUUAUAUAGGUCACAGACCCAUAAAGUGUGGUAUGGUGUCAGUGAUCAAUGAUAACAUACCUGGGCUUGGCUUCCUAGAGGCAUUGCUACCAGUAAUUUUAUCAUGACACGUGCACAUGGACCACCAGCGUACCACAUCACUACCAUACAAGAACUGGCUCUACAGUACAGGCGCUACGACCUCACACCAAGCAAAGACCACCUACCACGCAACACAGCACAGCUUCCACCAGCAUAGCACGACCCCAGCGCAAGCCCAUACAUGGCAGAACAUCACACUCCAGACCCAAACUCUAGGCUACCUAUGCUCAUACCGACAACUAGUGCCCCCCACAGCCACACCAGCUACAUUUCCACUGCGCUACAGCUAUGAGCCAUGAGAAUGUUACCCUCCCAAUGUUUUAAUGUUAUAUGCCAAACGGUUACUAACUUUAUUAAUGCUACUGUUAUUCCAACUUAUAAACAAAAAUGUGCACUUCUUUGCAAUGUCACUGUGAUGAACCUGAUGCUCAAUUUAUGAGUGCUGAUGUGGCACUUGACACAUGCCUGUAAUCACCUCUGCACGGAAAAAUAAAGAAUUAAAAAAAAAAAAAUUUUAAAUUGCAUUUGUUGCUGACAAAGUAGAUUUUUGUAGACUUACAUAAUAUGAGCAAACGAAGAUUCUAAGUCAACAGUCUUUAGAAAUGUUUAAAUAGGUUUCUGAAGAUUAGGAAAGCUCAGUCUGCAAUGUUCACAAAAAAGGGGAAAACCCGUAUUUUAGAAAGUGAUUCCCCUAAAAAUUUCUUUGUUUAAAACCCUUGUUUUUUCCUCUUGGUCACAUGCCAGUGUAAGAAGAAAAACGUGUUGGAUGCAUUACUUACAAUAACUGUCACAUAGCUCGAUGUAAGAUCAGAUUACAAUGUUACCAAUGAGUCCUCCUGGUCUCUGUAUGUAGUUUUUUCCAUUUUAUUUUUGUCUCAAAAAUGUUUUGAUGUUGAUCUGUUGCACUUCCAAUCACACCCCGUGUUUUUCAGGAUCACAGGAAUCUUUGUGAUUACACCGAAAUCCAGUGUCACACUGGCUGUGGUCAAAUGGUCAGACGAAAACAUCUUGCCGACCACUUGGAAAAUGAAUGUCCAAACAAUAAAACCAACUUGUGUCCAAAAUGUUCUCAGAGGAUUCGCCCUAACGAGUUGCCAGUAAGAACGUAAAUAUACAUUUAUUUUACUUGUUAUACAUUCAUCCCUUGUGGAUGCAUUGACUGGUGGAAAUGGGAAAGUGGGCUUUAUUCACUAAACUAAGACAUGCAUCAGAACCAUCAACAUUUCGGGAAUUUGAAGACGACGGGGAAUUUGUUCUUCUUCUACUUCUUUUAUCUAAUAUUCUAUCACCCAAGAGAUGUUUUUUCCUUUGCAGGUCACACUAGAGUUUUCAGACCCACCAUGUUUUGCUGGUGCAGGAAAAGUCCUGCCCAAUAAUUAUUAGCAGUCAUAUUGAUAUUUUGGCAGGAGGAAAAUCAAUCAAUAGAUUAAACAGGAAUCCAAAAGUAGAUGCCUAAUCCUCUACCAUUACUGAUAUUGAACACAAAUACUAUUUGAACCAUAACCACUACAAGGAACUGUAGUGAUGAUGGUGCUGAGAUUGUUCUUUAGUGGAUUUUCCAGAAGCGCAGACAGAAUAUCACUUAUCACAUACCAUCCAAUUGCACGGGGUAAAGAUAUGGUGGACAAAUGAUAGAUCCCUAUAUGUUGUAGAACUCCAAAUCCCAUGAAGCUUUGCAAUUGAAAACUUUGGCAAAGCAUCAAGGCAGCUGUAGUUCUACAAUAUCUGGAGAUAUGCCUUCUACGCAGCCCUGGUGUAAGGGAUAUGUGUAUAGGAAAAAGUGUUGGUGUUACACAAAGUCAGUCGAACUAGAAUAAAAAUAAAACAUUUGAUUAUGAUAAAAUGAGAAAUGAAAUAAUUGUGGACUUUCCCAGUCUACAAAGUUUCCAGGUCAAGAGGAGUUAUAGGGGAUAUUUUUCUGUGUCAUUCAGCCCAAAGACAUAUAACACCUCAUUAAACUUCCUGUCAGGCCUAGAAGUGACACAGUACAAAAUCCUUUUGAUACAAUCAUUAGUUUCAGGUUAUGAGUAGAUUUCACUGGCAUCUAUCAUUCUGAAAGAACCUUUAUAACUUUGCAGAUGAGUUUAACCAUUUGAUGUAAAGAUAGUUUGAGAAACAUUGUCGGGGUUAUUCGCUAAUUUCCAAACUGUCGGGAUUCCUAAUUGAAUUAGAAGUUAAUUUCAACUUUUAGCACAAAAAAGCCAAACUGGACGCUAGUUUGGCCCUAAAGAAACACAAUAGGGCCAAAACAGAAACAUGUAUUCCUGACCCUAUAGUGUUAAAAACACAAUCUAGUCCCCCUGCCUCCCUAAAUAUAGUAAAAUCUAACUUUUAUUCAGGUCUGUAGCUGCUGACUCUGCCCCUGAUCUGCCUGCUUGGCUGACAUCAUCACAAGUUGUGUCCUGAGCCAAUCACAUUGCUUCCCCAUAGGAUUGACUGAGACUGUCAAGGAGGCAAAUCAGGGGCAGAGCCAGCACAAGCCAAAUACAGCCAUGGCCAAUCAGCAUCUCCUCAUAGAGAUACAUUGAAUCAAUGCAUAUCUAUGAGGAAAGAUCAGUGUCUCCAUGCAGAGGCUGGAGACACUAAAUGUCUGUCACACAGUGCAGCACUGCCCCAGGAAGAACCUCUAGCAGCCAUCUGAGAAGGGGCCACUGGAGGUGUCUCCAACACUCUAAAGCAGACAUGGGCAAAGUAGAAAAAUCCUUAGCUGCUUUGGAACUUCAACUCCCAUGACACUUUGCCAGCCUAUGUCUGGAUUCUUCCUUGAUCGACUGAUUAUACCAUCAGUUUCUAAUUAUACCUGUGGAUGCUAAUUUUCACAAAGGAAUUGUGAAGAAUUGAUGAAAAUUGAAAUUGCAAUUACAAUUUUUAGGCUAAAGUGUUCAAACUGGAAUAUGUAUCGUCCUCACCUAUAUCCCCAGCUCAUCCUUUCGCCUUCAGUUUGCAAUUCCUUUAUCAAUUCUGCACAUUUUGUAGUUCAGUGAAUAAAUCUCUCAACAGUGUUAAUUUUGUUGGCUAAAUCUAGACUAAAACUAAAACAAUUCAGAUGACUAAAAUACAACUAAAACUAACAUUGCUUUAUAGUCAAAAGACUAUGACUAAAACUAAAUUGAAAUUUGAUGCCAAAAUUACCUGCCUCUCAAAUGUACUACAAUUUUUUUCUACAAAAUAAAGGAAAAAAAACACUGAAAAUAUCCAACACAGGACAGUUUUAUGAACAUAUUAAAAACAGAAAAUGUUAACCAAAAGUGAUAAAUUUUAUAACAGAAACAAAGUUAAUUUGGGAAAUGUUUCCAACAUCCGGCUUGGAUAUGUUGUCCUUGGUUUAGAAAAUGCCGGUUGUAAAUCCACUCUUUAAUGAAUAAGCUGCCUCGUUUCUUUGAACUGUUUACGUGUUUAUAAAUAAUAAUGUCCUGCGAUAACGAAUAGCUCUGUAAUACAUUUUUGUGUCAUGUGCCUUUUGCCGAAUCGUAACUGUUGUUUUUAUUUACCACUAAAGAGACACGUGUGUCCAAAGCGGGGAUCAGAAGAUCAGAAAAAAGGAAAGGUGAGAGAAUUUGUGAAUAUAGCCAGUAUUGUACCUCUAAUAGGGAGAAGUUCUCUUAUUAUUAUUUAACUGGAAGCAAGAAUGGGGUAGAGCGAUGGCGUAGACUGGACAGGAUAGGCUAAUGAUGCAUAGAAUUUCAGAUAUGCUUCCUGUCUACGGUGUAAGAUAUGCCCCUUAUACGAAGCAACUAACUUUAGGACACUGCAAAUAGGGCAUUCUAUGCACAACUUGCAACAUCCAUGAGGACUCACAAGGGCCUUACACAGGGCUGUCUUUAAUAAUGAUUGGACCCUGGGCAAGCAUUUGUUUUGGCCCCCUGGACCAUGCCUCCCCCCACACCCUUCCACACACACACUGAAAUGCAAUCACGGCAUCCACCCCAAGGAAGUGGCGGAACUAAAGUAGAAAGAGCCCUGAUGCAAGAAUUUUAUUGGGCCCCCCAAUUGCAAGCUUGGACACAAGGUAGAACCAUGUCUGUCGUGCAACUCCAACAAUGCUUUCACAGCUGUGUCUCUACCAAUUUCCCAUGUUUGCAGGGUUGUAUUUAGCACUGAGCUGUGUUUGUGUGUUUGAAUAUAAGUGUGACUGACCGUUUUGCACACAGGAGGUUAAAAACCCAUUUAGGCGAUCUUCCCCUUCCAGAGAUACGAACAGCUACUGCAAUCACCAAUCUCCCGAACAGGAAACACACGAAUUCUCCAACUCCUGAACAGGAAACACACGAAUUCUCCAACUCCCAAACUGGAAACACAAAAAUUCCCCAACUCCCAAACUGGAACCAUACGAAUGCUGUAAACAGCCGAACAGGAAAAACCAUGCGAACAGUUUACACUCCUGGCAGUCGAACUGUAACAGCAUACAAUAAAAUCCCCCCAAGAACGAGACGACACUUCAUUUGGAGGGUCAAGCAGUGAUCUGGUUUACUGGGGCUACCUGCCCGGCUUUUAUGCAGGUCUCCCACCUGGUGGACACUCCCCUAGGGGACCAGAUGGAAGACUGGGAUACAGGACAGACACUGACCAAUUACAGACAUACAGUGUAAAAACAUUCCCACAAUACAUUGUAAUCCCUCCUCUCUAUCCUGGAGAUAAUUGGGAAGUAAUCCAAUUAUCUCCAAGGACAGAGGCAAGACUCCAUUAACCAUAUGGCAGACAAAGGACAAUAAAAGACAUUAAAAUAUACAAUGUUACAUUUAUUACAUAAAAUACACACAUGUAACAUAUCCACAGAUAGCUUAGAUCUGAGCGCACAUUAUUACCGAAUGCCGCUCAGAUCUCACACAUACAGUUCAAAUGCCAUGGAGCCAAAGUCCCUUAUUACAUGAAUAGGCUCCAUGGCAUAGCUAUCUGGGUUAAAGCAUUCACAUAGUUAAAGUCCCGAUUGAUCCGGUGUUCGGCUAAACGACCAGAGCUAGAAGCAGGGAAGGCUGGCGGCUCAGCGGUGUUCGCGAGUAAAAGUGUCCGCUUUCAGUUCACUGAGUCUGGGCUGAACAGUGCUGGCCGUCCGGGAGCUGCAGAAUACCGCCACCGUGCGUUAGCUAUGUGUAACCGCGACCACCCGGUGUAGUCAAUUAAGCUGCGGUUAACCGCAGUUUCUGGGUGGUCAGUUGACGGCACACGCUAGCUUCAGGGAGGCCAAUUGGCGGCACACGCCAGCUUCCCGGUGGUCACGCCUUCGUUAGUUUGUUCGGUAGAUUGAAUCUACUGAACGCUUUGGCAGAAAGGCACGAACAAGCCUUUCUGCAGGGAAAAUAAAGUGUUUUAACUGCCGGUCCAUAGUCUAAGGGCAGCAGGCGAGCAACCAGGCUUCUCAAUAAGCAUGUGUUUGUAUGGAGUAUGUUUGUGUGAAUGUAUUUGUAUGUGGUGUUGAAGUUUAAAUGCAAGUGUGCAUUUAUGUGUAGUGUUGGUUUUUGAAUGUAGGGGUUUGUUUAUAUAUAAUUUUGGUGUUUAACACAGAGGUGUGUUUGUAUGUAAUGUUGACAUUUCAAUGCAGGAGUGUGUUUGUAUGUAGUGUUGACGUUUCAAUGCAGGAGUGUGUGUGUGUGUAUGUAAUGUUGAAGUUUGAAUGGAGGGGUGUAUUUGUAUUUUGUAUUUUGUAAUGUUGGUGCUCAGGCGCACAGGUAUACACACUGACACACAUGCAGAUACACAGAUGCACACACUGACUACAUACAGAUAAACACACAGAUACACACACUGACAACAUACAGGUACACAGGCACAUACACUGACAGACAUACUGACACACACAGGCACAUACACUGGUAGACAUACUGACACACGCUGACAGAUAUACUGACACACACACACACAGGCACAUAUACAGACAUACCGAGACACACUGAUAGAUAUACUGACACACACACAGGCACAUACACUGACAGACAAACGGACACACAUACACUGGCAGACAUACUGACACACAGAUGCAUACACUGAUAGACAUACUGACACACACACACACAAACAAACAGAUCAUGAGCCUUUCCAAGGCACAUACACUGACACAAACAUACACUGACAGAAAUACUGACACACACAGACAUACUGACAUACACACACGGACAUACUGACACACACCCAGACACACACUAUACGACAUACUGACACACACACACACACACAGAUAUACUGACACACACAUAUAUAUACUGAUAAAUACACAGCCAAACUGAUAAACACACACAGACAUACUGACACACACACAGACAUACUGACACACAUACACAGACAAACUAACACACAUACACACAGACAUACUAACACACAGACACACACGCACACAUACUGACACACACACAUACACACACAGACAUACUGACACACACACAGAUAUACUGACACACACACCCUAACAAACACAGACACACUAACACAUACACACACACACACACACACAUAUUAACACACAUGUAAAAUGUACCUUUUUAAACCCACUCUCCAGUUUCCUACCUUUUCCUGGAGGGUGGCUUCCCUGGGGUCCAGUGUGGUGCCUGAAGCUCACUGCUGCUCCUCCUGCCCCCUCCCUCCCGAGCAACUCCUCCUGCCCCCUCCCGCGCAGCUGCUCUCUUUAUGGGAGGUAGUGACUCGUGGCUGUCUCUUCCUCCCAUACUGCCGAAAAGCAAGGGCCCCAGCUGAUACAAACCCAUUGGGUGGCCCUAAGUGCAUGGGCCACCCGGUGGGACUGCUUAGAGGACAGGGAAAAAAAUUGUUGAGGGCAGCGGGGCCCACACAGCAGCUGCCUUGGACCCUCCAGGAGUAACUGCCCCACGUUAAAGAUGGCCCUGGCCUUAGGAAGACACUUGAGGGCUUCAAUCAGAUAAAUUGUGCGCUAGAUUCUAUUAGGGGAGAUCCACUUAUAUCUAGGGGUGUUGCUAUUCAGAAGAGAUACGGUUAUCUGAAGAAUCUGAUAGAAAAAACUAAAGUAGCUAAUGAAAGUAGCUACCUAAAUAGUUUGUUUAAAACUAUGUCAGGAAUACAUGUUUGUGUUCCUGUAGAUCAAUUUGUUUUACGUCGUGAUUUAUACAACAUGCAAUCGUUUUAGAUUAGACUUGGUAUAGGGAUGAUUUUAGGAGGGUAUCCAGUCAAUACAUAGGGGAGAGGCCAUAACAUUUACCCUUGAACUGAAACCCCUGGUCAUUUUGCCACCUAGCAAUGCCCCUUAGUUUGCUAAUAAGCAAUGCCUACAUGUAUGCUCUAAUCUAAUCUUUAUGUUCUACACAGUAUUACGGAAUAAAAAUCUUUCGUAAUUUAUAUAUAAAUAAUUAAUAACAAUAAUGAAUACUUUCGAAUUCUGUUGGUGCCAAUCUCAUUUCAAAAACACUUCAGUAAAAAAAUAUCAAACUGAAUUAGAAAAAUGUAAGGCUACAAAUUCUAAAACUCUUGUAUUGUUACAGAAUGGGCCUGGCUCUGGAAAAGAGAAGUGUGUUUUUUCUCAAGUCGGAUGCUCGUUUAGGGUAAGUGCAAAUCUAAGUCAACUUUGACUGCACUAUUUUUUUUUGUAAAUAUAAUAGUUACUGGUUUUAACAUGAAUAUAUUCUGCAGUAACAGACCAAUGUGGGAUGCGCAGGUCCCGAGCAUAACAUUUAAAGCACAGUAAUAGUUUGAUAUGAUGGGUUUUCAUGUGGACUCGCAGGUCCUGUAUCAUUCCCCUGUACAUAUUAUUGCAUUCACCAAGCUUGUCUUGUCCGGUGUUCUCUUAUAACGGUGUUCCACAUUCUCCCGUUAAAUCCUAGACCAAGGUUAAAAGUCGCCGGCCGACUUUUAACCUUGGUCUAGGAUUAGGGACAGCGGGUAAAAGAGGGGAAGUUUGGGCAUAGGGUUGGUGUGAGGACAUUGGGGUACUGUCAAUGUCAUGCAACGUUCCAGGAAGUAAGGUCAUAGUCUGUCUAUGUCGGUCAAUACUGUAGUUUGUCUGUAAAAUCUGCUCGCGUAGUCGAGAGCAGCCAGUGUGUCCAUGUAUUUAUAUAUGAUUGGUGUAUUCCUGCUGCGUUGGUAUGGAAGUCCUCCAUGGAUCUGAGCUCUUCUAUUUGGGAGAACCAUGAUCAGGACCGGAAUGGCCAUUGGGCAUACCGGGCAAAUGCCCAGUGGGCCACGAUGGCCAUGGGCCGAGGCUGGCAGGGGAGCUCACAGGAGCCCUGCUGUGUGCCUUCAUGGGCCAGUGAUCAAAGAUCUCCCUCACAGGCCCACAGGCAUUGAUAUGCGGCAGGAAGGAGGUAGGAGAGCACUCGGGGAGCUCUAGCCAGUAGUUUUUACGGGUUCCUCUCGUGAGGUCGGAGCGUUGCUGAGGUUACCAUGGCAACACUCAGAUCUUGCGAGAAAGAACUCUAGCCCUGCAGGCUAGAGUUCACUAUCACCACUAAGACCACCAGGAAUGGCAGCACGACCCCCCUCCAUGGCAGCAUGGCUCCCCCUCCUCCCAGGCAAAAAAAAAAUACAUAUUUAAAUAAACAUAUUUACACACACACAGCACACUAACAGCACCCUCACACACACAGCACACUCACACUAACAGCACCCUCACAAACACACAGCACCCUCUGACACACAGCACCCUCUCACACACAGCACCCUCAGACACAGACAGCACCCUCAGACACACACAGCACCUUCUCACACACAGCACCCUCAGACACACAUACAGCACCCUCAGAAAGUCUGGGUGGGUUAGAAGGGGAGGGUUUGCAAAGGCAGCAGACAAGCUGUUAUUAGAUUUACCCCCAAUUAAAAAAUACAUAACUAAAUGCAUGCAUGUUUUAAUUUGGAGAUAUAUCUACUAAACAUUGAUUUUUAUUUAUUUUCUGUUUGGAUAGUGGAGUGUCCCUUUAACCCCUUAAAGGACCACUCUAGGCACGCAGACCACUUCAGCUUAAUGAGAAACUGCUAUGUUUAUGAAUGGGUUAAGCCUUCCCCCAAAGCCUCUAGCGGCUGUCUCAUUGACAGCCGCUAGAGGCGCUUGCGUGCUUCUCACUGUGAAAAUCACAGUGAGAGCACGCAAGCAUCCAUAGGAAAGCAUUGAUAAUGCUUUCCUAUCGACGCUGAAUGCGCCUGCACGCGCUGCAUUCAGCGACGAGGGAGGAGGAGGAGCUCCCCGCCCAGCGCUGGAAAAAGGUAAGUUUUUACCCCUUUCCCCUUUCCAGAGCCGGGCGGGAGGGGGUCCCUGAGGGUGGGGGCACCCUCAGGGCACUAUAGUGCCAGGAAACGAGUAUGUUUGCCUGGCACUAUAGUGGUCCUUUAAGGACACAUGACAUGUGUGACAUGCCAUGAUUCCCUUUUAUUCCAGAAGUUUGGUCCUUAAGGGGUUAAAUAAAAUAAAAACAUCACCUUGAGUUUCCACUUUAGUAUAUAUCCCUGUCACAGUUCUUCUUACAAAGAAUUCAAUUAAAUUUCAACCUUGUUUCUACAGGGAAUCAAAGAGAAGUUAAAGGAACAUGAAAAGUCCUCGAGCUCAGCACACCUCGCAUUGCUACUUUCUGUAGUGGCAGAACAGGGAAGCAAGAAAAAAAAGGUACAUUUGGGUUGUGGCCCCGGAUCCUUUUCCUCGCACAUAGAAAGAAAUAGGUCUAAAUUUGGAUUUGGAUUUGGAUUUGGGUUGGAGAUGGUGACAUUCAUUUUUUUUAUCUGCAGGAUACCUCUCAUCAGCAAUCAGAUGAGCUAGAACAAAGAAUUCAAGUAACCGAGAAUAUUCUCACCGUCUUGAACAGAGAGAUGGAAAACAUGCAUGCGCAGCUCGCGUCCGAGAGGGAGCAAAACGUGGUCAGGCAGAGAAGAAUGAGAGCCAUGGAGCACAAGGUGAGAUCUGUGAGACGUGUUCGACACAAUGGUGAACAUUCUCAACGUUUAGCAAAGAAAUUAGGCAAUCUGGGUUCAUUCGCUACCACUGGGACUGCUGAGAAUUAUCAAGGGUUUCAUAAACUAUAUAAAUACAAACAUCAAUAUGCACCAGCAACAUUGCAGUAACACCAAGGUUAUCGUAUAAAAUGUCACCCUUGGGGAGGGACCCACAAUUACUAACUGUACAUAUUUGUGUUAAUGAACUUGGCAAUUAGUAUAGCAAAAAAAGUAAAGCCAAGAAAGCAUUAAAGGGUUAUUCAAAGCAAUGUGACCACUGACCAGUGAUUUGAAGUGGUUAUGGUGCAAGGACCCUGUAUUCAUUUCAGUUUCAAAUGUUGCAAAAUAGUAUAUUGCUGUUGGGUGUGAACCCACUUGCAGCAGCAUUUGUUAAUGUCAAUUCUGUGCAUGAUCCGGAGGGACAUUCAGUGACUUAGAGUGCUCAGCUGAGUCUCUUGCCUAAUGAAUGACUGACAAAAUUGACAACUUCGCAGAAGCAAAAUGCUAUUCAGCCGCAAUUAGAGGCUUUGAGCACGGCAGAACUCAGGAAUUGGGCAAACCUUAGCAGAAUGGUUUGCCCCCUUAGCAGACAACAGCAAAAGUGUACUCCUAGACGUAUAACCAAUACACUGUGCUGUAGUUGUUAUGAUGCUUGGAGUAACCCCUCAAAUGUGUGCAAUUUAUAUUAUAUGAAGCCCCCUAAGUGGCCACGUGGUACUGUGGAUUAAAACAAUAAAAUUGUAAAUACUUUUUUCAGAGAUAAUUUUUUUUUAAAUACUUCUUAUUAGAGCAGACCAGCAGAAAUUGGCCCUUUUCCAAGCCUAAACUGGAAUGCCUCCUAACUAUUGGAUAUUGACAUUUUCCAUACUAGUUCAAGGGCGAGACCCCUUGGUAUGUAUGGACCUUUGCAGCCCUUACUGAUGACUGAUCGAAGACUAUAUUUAUUUAAUUAACUGUAACUCGUGUUGCCGGAGCUCAGGUAUCAAUCAGAUAUAAAUCAGCGAGGAAGGGAAGCCCAUGACUGUAAGUCUCUCAACUUUAAAAUGGGACCCAAGUAACCAUACUUUAUUAAAGUUUUAUUAUUCUACCCCGGGGGGAAGCCACUCCUGUAAUAUAUACAAGGAGGCUUAAUAAACAAAUUGGCGCCAAUUUUCUGCUACAUAUUAGCAAAUUAGAGCUCAUUCAAAAAUGAGUUAUUAAAUUUAGAUUAAAAUAGCAGACAUGGGAUGAAAAUCCAUCUCAGUUUAACUGGAUUGGAAAUGUUCCUAACGUGCUCAUUUCACCCUGAAUUUUUCCGUUUGCCCAUCAGAUCCUCCUAAUUCACUAGUUAGUGCAUACCAUAACGAAUAGCAGAGACAGGUAAUUUGUGUCCUUACAAAACUGGCUUCAAAUUCCCAUCAUACUAAUUAAGUCAAGAGGUAAGCUUCUAUACUCUUUUUAAAGUGUACAAAUAAUCAAAUUAAAUGAUUGAUCCGAUAACUACUCUUUAACUUGCAUUUGAAAAAUAUUUCCUUAUUUUUUUUUUCCAAUCCCAAGUAAGCACUGAUGUAUUCUUCAUCUGAACAGAUUGACAGUUAUCACCACGCGCUGGCCAUGAAGGAUGUCCAGAUAAACGAGCUUAGCCUACGUCUGCAGGCACUUGAGCAGGCAACGUAUGACGGGGUGUUUGUAUGGAGAAUUACAAAUCUAACUCAGAGGUGUCAGGAUGCUAUAAAUGGACAAUCCACCAGUCUGUACUCUCCAGGUACUAAGGCCACAUAUUGUGAAAGUGUUUUUUAACUGGAAUGCACAUGAAUUUAAAGCAACAGCAGUGGUGUUGCUAGGGAUGGGCUGUAGUGGCCGACGUUCGGGAUAUGCGCUACUAGCGUCUAGUUCUUCUUUAGGUCAAGGAUCAGAGAGAAUGGCCUUUUAUUGUGGCCAGCCUAAGGCACACCUGUGCAAUAAUCAUGCUGUCUAAUCAGCAUCUUGAUUUGCCACACCUGUGAGGUGGAUGGAUUAUCUCGGCAAAGGAGAAGUGCUCACUAACACAGAUUUAGACAGAUUUGUGAACAAUAUUUUAGAGAAAUAGGCCUUUUAUGUACAUAGAAAAACUCUUAGAUCUUUGAGUUCAGCUCAUGAAAAAUGAGGGCAAAAACAAAAGUGUUGCAUUUAUAAUUUUGUUCAGUAUAGAAGUAUAGAUUAAAAGUCAGUAAAAUGCCAUCUAUAAAACAUAUUUACUGUAGGGAUAACGGAUAGGACCCUCCCUACCUGUCAAUAAUUUCUUCGACCUAGAAUGAUAGAGUUCUAUGUAUUAAAAUAUUUACAGAUUUAUUCACUAGAUAAUUCAGGUUGAAUUUUAAAUUAUAUUAUCCAAAGGCUACAUUGCCUCUAAAUUUGAAAUUCACUCUAAAUUCUCAAUUUAAUGAAUAGCCCUGAUGGUUUGUUGGGUUUUGAUGAGCAGAGUAGAAUGUCGCUAAAGGAACCUACAGAAACGAGGAUUGGAAAUGUAAAAGUGACUAUGCUCUUUGCGCUCAUUUGCAUAUUGUGCAAGGCACUCUGGGAGUGUUGUUGAAACUAGUCUCUGCAAUGCUAAUAUCGAUGCAAGUUUAGCAAUAUUUUAUGAUUUUGUGAUUGGGCACUAAGUGUUCUGCAUUCUCUGAUUUCCAGCAUUCUACUCUGCGAAGUACGGCUAUAAAGCGUGUCUGAGGAUUUAUUUAAAUGGAGACGGAGCAGGAAGGGGAACUCAUGUCUCUCUUUUCUUUGCUGUCAUGAAAGGGGAAUAUGAUGCUUUUCUCUUUUGGCCUUUCAAGCACAAGGUAAAUAUCCCACACAGUCACUUCUUUGUCUGACGGAUAGUUAAUCUCUGACUCUCCCUAAACAUUGUGUGAAACGGGAAAUAAAAAAAACUUAAAUUCCCGUGUUAAAAAUGAACAGAAUUACAGUAAUUAGUUCUCGGCUAUGCAUGAUCUCAUAUUGCGUUUUAAACCUUUCAACAUGUUGCCUGUAAUUUAGAGUAAUAUUAUUUCUUUAUAAUUCAUUAGAAAAAUAUGUUACUGUUUAUUUGCUGUGGAACUCUGUGAUACACUCACACACACUGUACAUUACUGUGAGUUUUAUUAUGUUGAAGCUCUGUGAUACACUUUUGCAUCACUCACAUUACAGAGAGUUAGAUUAAUAAGGAGCUCUGUGUUUUCUAAACCUAUGGAUCAGGCUUUGUCACUAUCCCCAUUGGAUAUUUGGGAAAUACCUACAUCUUGGACUGCUGGAGUUUCUUGAGCACUGGGUUGGGAACUACUGAUCUACAGGACACCAGAGAAUGGUUUUUGCACUAGAAUCAAACUAUAGCUAGACAGUAAAUAAUGACUGUGGCGGCCACCCUGUUUGAAGAGGGGUUUCCGCCGCCAGAGAUGUCCCUUCCCCCUAGUAUGAGUAAUGCUGUAUUAUUCCCAAGCAGUGAUCCAAGCGGUAAUAAAGCAGGUAUAGCUGUUCCCUGCAAUCACGAGACGAGGCUCUGUGUUGAGGGUGAAGUUGAACUGUUUUAUUGGCAGCCACAACUGGUCUUAUAUGCAAGACCCCAUGCAAGGGGUUUCUUACUACAUAUUCCAGGGGCAUUCCCCACUGGACUUGAGAGGGGACUGUGACAAAGUACACAUUGUAAUUACAUUAACUCUCAGGUCUAGGGCAUACAUACCAAAAACACCCCAAAAUAUACACUUAACAAUUAGGUACUCCCUCAAGUCCUAUAUCCCCAGGUAGCCUGGAUCUGAGCGCCCAACAUAUCCGAAAAGCACUCAAAAGAGUCCCAAAAGAGUUCCAUGAAUUCAGGCGUUACGGUCGGUCUCUUUCGGGAGUACAAAAAUAUAAUAGUAUAACGAAGAUAACUGUUCGUGCAUACAUUGGUCAUGUGCCCCUCGUUCAGGAGUUUGCUCCCACCGAACGCACUCUUCUCAGACAAAUGGAACCGAAGAACCUGUGGGGUUGGAAGUCCCAGCGGUGUUCGCUCCGUUGAGUGCCCGAUAAUAGUUCCAUACACUUGACGACCAAACACUGCUGUAGGCCUCCAAACAAGAUGGCUCCACCUCAUCUUCGUCCAUACGAACGGUGGCCACCCAGCCGACCGCUUGGAAUAUUAGGGUAAAUCGGUUUGUGAAGGUGUGAAUGAGGUCAAGUAGGUCAAUGAGCGGCACAAAACUGUUGCGGGUGGUCUGUCCAUCCGGUACUUUCUUCGGUAUACGAACCAAAUGGGGUAAUUUGUUUUGGUGAUGUUCGUAUACCGAACCAUUCGAUAUAGAACAAUAAUUCAGGGACAGUGUGAUCUGUCACAAUGACAAUUUCUGAUAACUGUGUAGCGGAGAGGCAGUAUAAUCCACAAUAUCUCCGCUGGGUAACAGGAACAACAUAAGAUAAUCCAGGGGCAUAAAUACAGCAUACAAUAAUCCCGGUAGCGUUGUAGUAAUCCUUCCUUCUCAAGAACUAGACGACACAUAGGCUGGGAGUCAACUGAGGUCUUUAUUCACAGGCUCCACAAUUUAUACAAUUCCCAAUGCAAGGGGUUUCCUGAGUCCUAUCCCAGGGGCAUUACAGGAGUGGACUACAUGGGAAACUUAAUGUACAGAGCCUUUCUCCCAUCAGGCACUGCUGCACGAGAGGGAUACUCCCACUGGAAUAUACCGUUAAGUGGAUUAUCCCUUCGUGCAGCAGAACCGACAAUUCACAUUAAAAUACAUAACUGUGACGAAGUGCCCUUCGCCACUUGUGCCUGGAGAGGACUGCUUGCCCGCCUCUUGCCCUGUGACUAUGGCCCCUGGGAUGUAUUGCCCUUUAAAGACAUGAUUUGGGCAAAAUGGAUUUGUGUUGUGCUGCUGCUGGCCCUUUAAGAACCAUCUGGGGACAUACUGUGGAGUUACUGGGUGGCCACCAUUUCCUGUAUCAGAAGCACAUGGUGAGAACAAUGGAUGGCGGCCAUUUUAACUCACAGACACUGUUUGGACUUUUCAACACGGUGCCAUCUCGCCAGUAUUUGGUGCACAGAGACAUCGUGCAGUGGUUUUGGACUAUACAGCAGGGGACACAUUAUACAGUGAUUGUUUUUCAUUUAGCCUGUAUAUGUUCUGCAGAAUCUGCAUUAAACUGUAUUUUCCAAAGUACUGAACGGAUCUGGGUGAAUUUUGGAUAUGUGGUUCACCCAGAUCCCCCGGUUCCAAGGAUAUACUUUUUAUGGGGUUAUUGCAUGUUUUGGGGUCCCUGUGUGUUUUAUGAAAUUGUAAUGUUUCUGGCCAGCAGAUAAUUGAGCUUUGUGUAUUGUAGAAACUCAAUUAUCUAGCCUGGCCCAGAGGAGGAGUUUUGUGUUGCAUAAAUUGUGAGUUCUGUGUGCCAAUAAAUCAGUCUUAUUCCAGCAUUAAGCCUUGGCUCAUGUUUGGGGGAUUGGAGAAAUACACUCUGGGGAUUGCUAUAAUCACUAUACUCCCCAGGGUAUGAUCACUAAGUUCUGCUAAGAGCUUGUUCCUGCUCUCUGGGGAAAGAGAGGUUCACCCACUGGAAGCUGGAUCCUGGCCUUGGGUCCAGGGUGGGUGGAGACAGCAGAGACCCCAGCGCAGUUGCAUCGCUGGAAGUGGGGUCUGCAGUGCUGAUGGUGUCGGUUGGAGUGCUUGGAGUCCUCGGCAAGCGCUAGGAGCAUCGAUUGGCGGAGGUACUCAGUCGGAGUGCCAGCGUUCCGUGACAAUAACUUUUCGAAUACUUGACAGAUUUAAACGAAUGGACGUUUGGUAGAUAGCUGGGGUCUGAGCACACCAUUCGUGUGAAUACAGCUCAGAUCCCAGCUAAAACAACCGAACGCCGUACAAAAAAAACACAUUAUUCAUAACACAGGUUAAAAAUACCGAUUGACAUAGAUGGACCAAACUACUGAAUGGCCCGGGACUCCCGAACGGUCUGGAAGCCCAGCGGUGUUCGCGCCGUCAAGUAGCCGUUUUCAGUUCCAUGCGCUCGACGACCAAACACCGCUGGGGAACAAAGGAUCCAAGAUGGCCAACCGCCGCGUGGUCGGUAGCCGAACGGCGGCCACCUAGGAGAGCCUCUAAUUACCGAUUGCAGCAUUGUUGCAAUCGGAUAACAAGCGCCACACGUCCCUUAGUGUGUAGGCUAUUGAAAGAUGGUUCAUUCGGUUCAUGAACGGCUCGCAAAGGUGCCGUUCGUGAAACGAAAUAGAAAAUUACUAUCUGCUUUCGGCAGGUAGCCAAUACAAGCAAUACAGCAUGCAGGAUACAGCAGAUUACCAAUAGGCACAUACACAAAAGAUACAGGCAACCCUUAAAACAUAUUGUCCCUGUUUAGUCCAAGUGGCUAGGUUUGCCACAACUGUAUGUUCGUGGAUGUGGUUAUUCACAGCCUUCACUGCACAAUGAGCAUCUCACACCUGUGCCUUGUGCAGUACUAGUUGACUCCACUAGGGGAGCCAAUAUUGGCCAAAGCUGUGUCUGGGUUUAGAUAUAUGGGAUAACCUUUGAACUUUUUAUUGUAAACAGCAGAAGCCAGAUUAUUAGGGCCUCCAUAUCAUUAAACCUUUACAUGUGCCUUUUGGUGCACACAGUCAUUCGGCUCACUUCAUAGAAUAUGUUGUGCCUUUGUUUUGUUUUUCUAAUUUUUUAUUUUAUUUUUUAACAAAAAGUCAUAUGAUUACUUUGAUUACUGCUUGUUAUUUUUUACUCUUUGUUGUCUACUUUUCCAGGUCACUUUCAUGCUCCUAGACCAAAGCAAUCGAGAGCACAUACUUGACGCCUUCCGGCCCGAUUACACGUCUGCCUCAUUCCAGCGACCUAUAGCAGACAUGAACAUUGCCAGCGGUUGCCCAUUGUUCUGCCCUCUUGCCAAACUUCACUCACCCACAUAUAACUAUGUUAAAGAGGACACCAUGUUCAUCCGGUGUAUAAUAGAGUCCAACCCCUAGAUUACUACAAAACAACAUAGGUCAUGUUAUUGGUGGUACAUUGUCACCAGACGAAAACUGGAAAUCCAACAAACAUGUAGGAAAUAAUAUAUUAUAGUUUGUACAUAUAUUUAAUUUUUGUUUUGUCGUGUCAUGUGAUUGUCUAGAUUACGUUUACUUCAUUGUCCUCUUGCGAAGAUGAAGCUGUAACCCAGUUGGUAAUGACAUUAACUGAUUAGGACCGUUACUGUGACGUCUUGCCUGUGUCAUCUGCUGCUUACAGUAAUAUUUAUCAAGUGACUUUAUUUCCUCCUGCUGCAAGGGUAUCCAAAAUACAUACAAUGCUCUAUGGUACAAGUAUGGUAUUAUUGUCUUUUGUUAUUAUUAUCUAUUGUCCAUGUUAUAAAGAAUAAAGAUGUGAUUAUAUUCUUUGUGUGGGUGCUGUAAUACUUUUGGAGAAGAGUUGGAGAAGAGGAUGCAAUCCACUUGUAGACUGGAGGUUCCAAUCAAGGUUGGAAUCCUCGAGAAAGUUGGUGCCUCCAAUGAAACCUGGAGAACAGAAUGGAAUGUAUUGAGGUAUUUACGGUUUCUGGUAGAUAGUUAAAAGGUUUUUGUGUUUUAAAAGGUUAUAGCUUGCUCUGUUAAUGAAAUACGUUCUUCUUAAGAGUCAAGGUGCCAGAGAAUAAAUGAACCUAAAAAUCAACAUUCUCAAUGAAGAACAGACAAAAAGCAAGCAAAGACAGAAAUAUUAACGUACUUUGUCUGGGCUUACUGUAAUACCUCUUACGAGGUAAAAAUACAAGAUAGAAAAAAUAAAAACCUAAUGCUAGCCAAGGUCAGGGUAAAGAACGUACUCAAUAUUGCAAAAGAAACCAGGGUCUGUGUUUCAAAAAUAGAGCAAAACUAAAUACAAGUGAGAUUGGGAUAACAGGAAAACAAUACAGUCAAAUAAAGUGAAGACAAAACCAAUAAACCAGAGAUAGUAAAUGAAACAGUCGUUCUGGUUUAUUCAGCCAUAGAAGUUACAAGUGAAUGAGAGCAAAUUGGCUGCACCUAAUAAUGCAAGUGCACAUGUCUACUCGCAAUUUGGAAAUUUCGCCAACAAGGGAAUGUGAGCAAGCUGAUUAAUAUUUCUUAAAAUAAGACAAGAAAUGCUCAAUGAGAUAUCCUGUUCUACACGCGUCUUUUUUUUUUUUUUAUCUUCGGGAGUUAAGGAACUCACCAAACAGCAUAAGAACUACUGUGGCAGUAGUUGUUAUGGUGCUAGGAGUGAUCUGGUGCUGCCUCAUUGCAAGGACUCAAACCUUAUUAGAAUUGUUUGACUUGUAAGUUCGUUUGAGCAGGGACCUCUUCAACCCUUCGUUUCUGUGAGUUUUUUUGUAAUUGUCCUAUUUAGAGUCAAAUCCCCCCUCUAAUAAUAUUGUAAAGCGCUACGGAAUCUGUUGGUGCUAUAUAAAUCGCAAUAAUAAUAAUAAUAAUUUCUUACAUGGCCACCAUGCUACAGCACCACUACAGCUCAGCGAGAGCCCCAAGCUCUCGUCACUGAGCUAAACCCAGCAUGUGGAGUUCUUAGCUCAUUGGCUCAACUACUGACACUCAGCCAAGGGCUUAGCUCAGAAGAGAGAACUAACAGAAGCUUCUGAACAAGAGCUUCUAUCUCACUGAACAGUAGCGGUGGUGGGCAGCGGAGCAGGCUGGGUCCCUCCCCAUUUUUGAAUGGCUUGACUCCUUGCAAUGAGGUGCUGCACUUCUGGCACCAUAACCAUUACAGUGCAUUGUAGUGGUUAUGUUGCCUGGAGUAUUCUUUUAAUUGGUUUUUAGUCAAGGCCCCCUUUAAAAAUGAGAAAAACUUUUACCUGUGGAGGGUUUUCCUACGAAGAAGAAAAAACUUUAUAAUAAAAUAACAUUGGCAGGUAGACGAUUUAUAGCAACCAAAUGGUUCAAGCAGGAGUUACCUAGAACCUACGUGAGGUUAAAACUUUUGUAGAAGACAACAGAAUAAUGGGUCGCCUCACAGCAACAGUCAGGGCUAGCCUCCGUUCUUAUCAUAAAACUCGGUCUAUCUGGGAGGAAUAUUUAAACUUGAGUUGAUUAAUAUCAGAGCUUAGAGUUAGUCAUCGAACUGACCACCAUAGCACUGACCUUCUCCCCCACCUCCGUUCUUUUCCUCUGUCUUCCUUUUCGUGUGACCCCCUUACUGAUCCUUGUUUGUUGCCUGUAUAUGAAUUUCAAAUAGCGGUGUGGGAACCAAUAGACUCCUGAGCCACAUUCUGCAUUUAUAUUUAUUACUUAUACAAUUACUCAUACAGGCAUUAGGCCAACUAAUGGGAGUUUUGCUGAUAAUAUGUUUUUAUAUACAGUAAUGUAAGAUUUAAGAUGUAAUGUUACAACCCUUUCUUUACUUGAUUUAUUCUUUUCUUCUGUAAAAAGUUUUCAUUUUUUUUAAUGUUUUAAAUCUGUGAGAAGAAAUGAUCUCAUAUUUUGCUGUGAACAGAC
Molecule: messenger RNA, 33196 nt
Organism: Pelobates cultripes (western spadefoot toad)
Lineage: Eukaryota; Metazoa; Chordata; Amphibia; Anura; Pelobatidae
Source: the annotation of a GenBank genome assembly